AUGGCGGAGAUCAAGAUCGACAGCAGGCUCUUUCAAGAGCGCAUUAAUUCCUUCGUCACAUCAUGGAAGAAUGACUUGCGAGCUAAGGAUGGCGGCCUUUUCCAGGGCGCCACGUCGCUGGUCGUCCUCAUGGGCAAGGUCGAGGAGAUUCCCGAGUUCCACAAGAACAACGCCAUGCAUUUUUGGCUUCUUGGCUACGAGUUUCCGACGACGCUGAUGCUCUUCACCACCGAGACUCUUUACAUUCUCACUACGCCCAAGAAAGCCAAGCAUCUCGAGCAGCUCAAAGGCGGCCGAUUUCCGAUUGAGGUCCUCUCCAAGGGCAAAGACGCUGAUGCAAAUACCAAGCUAUGGAAGACGAUUACCGACAAAAUUAAUGAAGCUGGAAACAAAGUUGGUACGAUCGCUCGCGACACGUCCAAGGGACCAUUCAUCGACGAAUGGAAAAAAGUCCUUGCCGAAAGCUGCAAGGAUGUCGAACAAAUUGAUGCCUCCGUGGCCCUCUCCACCUACGCCUUUUCCGUCAAAGAUGAGAAUGAGCUGCGUGCCAUGCGAACUGCUUCUAAAGCGUGUGUUGCACUCAUGACGCCCUACUUCCUUGACGAAAUGUCGAACAUCCUGGACGCCGAGAAAAAGGUCAAGCACUCUGCGCUGGCCGACAAGGUCGACAAAAAGCUCGAUGACGACAAGUUCUGGAAGACUGUGCAGCUACCCAACAAUACCAAGCUACCAGCCGAUCUCGAUGCUACGCAGCUUGACUGGAUCCUCGGCCCUGCCAUUCAGAGUGGUGGCAAGUUUGAUCUGCGAUUCGCUACCGACUCCAACGACGACAAUCUGCAUCCUGGCAUCAUUGUUGCCGCCAUGGGCCUACGAUACAAGUCAUACUGCUCUUCGAUUGCCCGCACAUACCUUGUCGACCCGAACAAGUCCCAGGAAAAUAACUACAAACUCUUAUGCCAGAUCCACAACACCGUUAUCCAAGAGCUGCGCGACGGUGUGAUCGCCAAGGAUGUUUACGCCAAGGCUCUUAGUAUAAUCAAGAGCAAGAGCCCUGAGAUGGAGAAGCACUUCCUCAAAAAUGUCGGCUGGGGUGUUGGCCUUGAGAAUCGAGACUCCACCCUGGUGCUUAACGCCAAGAACCAGCGUGCUCUCAAAGACGGCAUGACCCUGAUCAUCAACACUGGAUUCCAGGACAUUGACAACCCGCAACCCCAGGACAAGAGCUCCAAGACUUAUUCGCUCGUGCUCAACGACACCGUUCGUGUUAGAAGCGCCGAGCCCAUUGUCUUCACUGCCGAAGCCCCCACAACUGCCGACGCCAACUCCUUCUUCUUCAAGGACGAUGAAGAGGAGCAGCCAACGCCGAAGAAGGAGAAGCGUGACUCUCGCGUUGGUGCUGUUGCUACCAAGAACAUCACCAGCACAAGACUCCGCUCGGAGCGUUCAAAUCAGGUAGAUACCGAUGCUGAGGCCAAGCGUCGUGCCCACCAAAAGGAUCUUGCCACCAAGAAGCAAAAGGAGGGCCUUGUCCGAUUCUCGGAGGCCAAGAGUGACAAGAACGGCGAUGAGGUGAAGAAGUUCAAGCGCUUUGAGUCUUACAAAAGGGACGAUCAAUUCCCUUUGCGCGUUAAAAACAUGGAAAUUAUCGUGGAUACCAAGAAUGCCACGGUCGUACUACCCAUCAUGGGUCGGCCCGUGCCUUUCCACAUCAACACCAUAAAGAACGCCAGCAAGAGCGAUGAGAAUGACUUCUCAUUCCUUCGUGUCAACUUUCUGUCUCCUGGACAGGGUGUCGGCCGCAAAGACGACCAGCCUUUUGAGGAUGCCAAUGCCCACUUUGUGCGCAGCUUGACAUUCCGCUCUACAGAUGGCGACAGAUACAGCGAGAUUGCGACUCAAAUUUCCAACUUGAAGAGGGAUGCUGUCAAAAAGGAGCAAGAGAAGAAGGACAUGGAGGAUGUCGUGGAACAGGACAAGCUCACAGAAAUUAGAAAUCGUCGACCCGCUGUCUUGGACAACGUCUAUAUCAGACCAGCGAUGGAGGGCAAGCGUGUACCCGGCAAGGUGGAAAUACACCAGAACGGUAUUCGCUACCUCUCGCCGCUGAACGCCCAGCACCGCGUGGAUAUUCUGUUUUCCAACGUCAAGCACCUGUUUUUCCAACCAUGCCAGCACGAACUCAUCGUCAUUAUUCACAUUCACCUGAAGGACCCGAUCAUUGUUGGCAACAAGAAGAAGACCAGGGAUGUUCAAUUCUACCGUGAAGCGACGGAUAUCCAAUUCGAUGAGACUGGUAACAGAAAGCGCAAAUAUCGCUACGGUGACGAGGACGAGUUCGAGGCCGAGCAAGAAGAGAGACGCCGUCGCGCCGAGCUCGACAGACUAUUCCAAGGCUUUGCGCAAAAGAUCGCCGAGGCUGGCCGCAACGAGGGUAUCGAGGUGGACAUGCCUAUCAGAGACCUUGGUUUCCAUGGUGUCCCGUUCAAGAGCAACGUCUUUAUUCAACCUACUACCGACUGCCUGAUUCAGGUGAUAGAGCCGCCUUUCAUGGUAGUUACGAUUGAGGAUAUUGAAAUUGCGCAUCUCGAACGUGUGCAGUUUGGCCUCAAGAACUUUGACAUGGUAUUCGUCUUCAAAGACUUUUCCCGAUCAGUCACCGCUAUCAACACCAUCCCCGUCGAGUUUCUCGACCAAGUCAAGGACUUCCUUGACUCCUCCGACAUUGCCUACAGUGAGGGUCCCCUGAACCUGAACUGGCCGACCAUUAUGAAGACGGUUACGGCCGACACCCACCAAUUCUUCGUCGACGGUGGCUGGUCCUUCCUACAGGCGGCCUCGGACGACGAGGGUGAAGAAGAGUCUGAGGAGGAGUCGGCCUUUGAGGUGGAAGAAGACGAUCUGGAAGCUGCUUCGGAAUCGAGUGAAGACGACUCCGAGUACGGUAGCAAUGCUAGCGACGAUGAUGAUGGCGAUGCUGAGCUCGACAGUGACGAUGAAGGCGAAGACUGGGAUGAGCUCGAGAAGAAGGCCAAGAAACGCGACAGAGAGAGCGGCCUAGAGGAGGAGGAGCGUGUCACCAGCAAGAAGCGCCGAAAGUAA
Messenger RNA from Cordyceps militaris CM01, 3099 nucleotides. Its product is annotated as transcription elongation complex subunit. Gene Ontology annotation, molecular function: nucleosome binding. Bases 1 to 3099 code for a protein of 1032 amino acids. The transcript is spliced from 4 exons. Gene Ontology annotation, biological process: transcription elongation by RNA polymerase II; positive regulation of transcription elongation by RNA polymerase II. Gene Ontology annotation, cellular component: FACT complex. The record is from RefSeq and is a predicted model, not a curated record. NCBI's taxonomy places the organism in Eukaryota, Fungi, Ascomycota, Sordariomycetes, Hypocreales, Cordycipitaceae.